Messenger RNA from Notolabrus celidotus (New Zealand spotty), 2363 nucleotides. Its product is annotated as neuronal pentraxin-2-like. The record is from RefSeq and is a predicted model, not a curated record. The coding region runs from base 281 to 1945 and encodes 554 amino acids. The transcript has 5 exons. Lineage: Eukaryota; Metazoa; Chordata; Actinopteri; Labriformes; Labridae.
AGGAGGAGGAGGAGGUGAAACACAGGCUGCUUUCUUCUCCUCUUCUGACUCCAUGAUCACUCACUCAUGUUGCAGAACUCUCAUCUUCUCAUGUUCAUGAGGAGUGGAUGAAAAGUGAGGAGGGAUUUCUUUCUGAGUCUACACUGAAGGAAAGAGAUGUUUUGAAUCCUGAGUCUGUUUGAGGAUCUUUAAACAGUCAGAGAGUAAUUAUUAGAUUUUUCUAAUAAUCGAUCCUGAAGCCGCAAACCUGAAGUUCAUAGUGAUCAUCCUGGCCGCCGGGAUGGUGGCCUUCAUCGGAGCCGUGAUCUGCAUCAUCGCAGCCGUGCACACCGGAUCCGGAUCCUCCAGGUCUGCUGCGGCGCAGCAACAACCUGCAGCCGAUAAUCAGUCUCUGUACACGGACACGGCGGCGCAGACCCCCGCUGCAGGAGGCUCCGUGGCGCGGGUCGGGUCUCUGGGAGCUCUCCAUGGUUCUGAAACACCAGAUCCAGAAGCCCCCACUUUUAACAUCGGGCUCAGUGGACUGGACGGGGUCUCUGGACUCACAGGACACGACCCCACAGUGAGCCGGCUCAUCUGCACCCCCAUCCCCGCCGGAGACUGCGACCCCAAAAACUUCCAGCAACAAGCCGACGACCCGGCGCUGUACGCGGGGGAGGACUGGGGCUACCUCCGCACCAAGGCGGAGGAGCUCCGGCAGACCGUCCUGCAGCAGAAGGACCAGAUCCUAACGGACCAGAGGACCAUCAGGGAGCUGACAGGGAAACUAUCCGACUGUGAGAAGGGUCUGGACGGGAGGGGGAGCCGGGAGGACCGACGCGGGGGCGCUGCGGGUCUGAUCGGGAGCAAGAGUCCAGCUGAGGGGACCCACCUGGAGAGGAUCAUGGUGCGGGACAGCCCGGGUUCAGCACCUGACAGUGCCCACCUGCUCACCGUCCGGGCUGUGGAUGAGCUGGAGCAGGCCAUCACUCAGCUCAAAGACCGCAUAGAGAAGCUGGAGUCAGACAUCGGCCCGUUCCCUCACAACCAGACAGACAGCAGCAGCAGCAGCACCUCGGGGGGACCGGAGGAAGGUGGGAUGUCUGGUGGCCCUGAGAAGUUUGCUGAUCCCGGGCACAGAGCGGGCGCCGACAGACCCUGGAGGAUGGAGGACUUGGAGGGGGAGCUGGAGAGGAAGGUGGAGCUGCUGGACAAAGAGAGAAAAGCCCUGCGGCUGGAAACAGAGAAACACAGACAGGAAAUCGACCUGGGCAUCAAUAAACUCAAACACCGCCUCUCAGGUCUGGAGGAAGGUGUCUCAGGUCAUUCCUUCCCACAGGGCUACAGGCUGUCCUUCCCCACCCGGACUAACUACAUGUACGCCGUGGUGAAACACUCCAUCCCUAAGCUCCGGGCCUUCACCGCCUGCCUGUGGCUGCGGCCGGCUGAGGGAGGAAUCGGGACGCCUCUGUCGUACGCCGUUUCUGAGCAACCCAACGAGCUGGUGCUGCUGCAGGGUCUGCACACCGCGGCUGAGCUGUUAAUCAACGACAAGGUGGCACAGUUGCCCCUGAACCUCUCCAGAGGCAGCUGGCAGCACAUCUGUGUGAGCUGGAACCAGAAGGGAGGAGCCUGGCAGGCGUACCAGGGCGGGAAGCUGAGGGGCGAAGGUCACGCACUGGCUGCUGGACAUCACAUCAGGCCUGGAGGAGAGCUCAUACUGGGGCAGGAGCAGGAUUCUCUGGCUGGAGGUUUUGAUUCAUCCCAGGCCCUGGUUGGAGAGCUGUCCCAGGUGGGUCUCUGGGACCGGGUUCUAUCAUCCGGCCAGGUGGCCAGCCUGGCCCGCUGCGGCAAAGUGACCCAGGGCAGCGUGGCUCCCUGGACGGAGAGCGGCAUCGAGGUUCACGGCGGAGCCACAAAGGACCCGGGGGAGCCGUGUAGUAAACACAAGAGGAGUUCUCAAUGACAGACGGGGGCGGGGCGGAGUGGAGGGGCGGAGCUGAGCGGCGGAGCGGCGCUCUGAAGGUUUUCUAAACAACUCGAUGUGGCAUGGACUGACAGUAUGAACAUUGAAAUAUAACGGUGUGUUUUUACGUGAUAUGAGUUUGGACUUUUCAGUUUCUCCAUCAUCCUGUUCGUCCUGACUGUAAAGGUUUAUUAUCUGAUGAUGAAGAUCAGAAUGCAGCGACCUGAUUCGUCCAGAGUCUCUGUGCUUACUUUGCAAAGAAGGAAGAAGUGAAGAGGGACUCCAGUGGUUCUGGUACUCAAACAGAAGCUUAGAAACUGCAGAGUCAAAAUGUGCCAAGAGAUGGAAAAGGAAAGAGUUACUCUGCCAUGUAAAGUCAAUUUAAAUCAAGCAUAAAGUCUUUAAGGUAACCUCCUCA